AUGUUCCAAUUCCUGUCGCAGAGCAGGGCUGCUCCAGCCGUAACCGAUGUACCUCGUGCUUUGCCAGCAUCUUGGUACCGAGAACCUGCUAUGUAUGAAUUGGAGAGACGAGCCGUAUUCUCCAAGCGAUGGCUCUUGGUUACUCAUAAAAGUCGCUUCAACAAGACGGGAGACUACGUUAAAUAUCAAGAGGCGGGCUUCUCUUUCUUCCUUUGUCUCGAUAAAGAGGGGAACUUGAAUGGCUUCCAUAAUAUCUGUCGUCAUAGGGCAUACCCAGUUAUCACUAAAGACGAGGGCAAUGCUAAGAUUCUUGCUUGCCAGUAUCAUGGUUGGUCAUAUGGCCUCAGUGGAAAACUUGCCAAAGCUCCACGAUUUGAAAACAUGGACACUUUCGACGCCGAAAGCAACAGCUUAUUCAAAGUUCACGUCCAUGUCGACGACAGGGGUUUCGUAUGGGUCAACCUUGACGGCAAUAAAACCCCAGUACCAUGGAAGGCCGAUUUCAGCGGUGCCGAUAAGCAACCAAGACUUGAUAACUUCAAUAUGGAUGAUUAUUCUUUCGAUCAUGCCUGGGACAUGAAUGGGAACUAUAACUGGAAGACCCUGGUUGAUAACUACAACGAGUGCUAUCACUGCUCAGUUGCUCAUCCUGGUAUUGCUGCUACCUCUGAUCUGAAGACUUACAAAGUCGAGACCAAGGGCGGCCAGAUCCAGCAUUACGUGCAAGACAAACCAGGAAAAGAUUCUGGUCUCGAUGUUGCACCAACCUUUUUCUUCCCGAAUGCAUCAGUUACAAUGACAACCAAAUACUUUUAUCUCAUGCGUGUUGUCCCAUCAUCAGCAACUACAACAUCAAUGCAAUACGAAGUCUAUCGCCACAAAGACGCCACAAACGAAGAGUUUGAAGAAAUUGACCAGUUCUUCAAGCAAGUUGAAUCUGAAGAUAAAGAUCUUUGCAACGCGGCCCAGAAGAACCUCAACGCAGGUGUCUAUAUCACAGGAGAUUUGAACUCGUUCAGCGAGAAAGGUGUGUUGUACUUUCAAAGACUACUCAAAGAAGCGGUUGUUCAACAUCGGAAAGAGGAGCAAAAGGAUGGCAAGGAGAUUUGGCCAGCGACUCGUGUUGCUGCAAGGAGUGGAAUUCAGGAAGAGGUUGAGUUUUGUGAGGGGCUUUGUCAGUCGACGAACAAAGAAGUUGAGUGGUGAUGUCGUAAAGCAAUCACAAUCACGUUGCCUUUUUCCCAAAUGAAGAUUGUAUAAUCUCUCAUAGGCACAGUGGUUCCGUG
Fusarium redolens is the source of this 1286-nucleotide messenger RNA. Its product is annotated as ring hydroxylating alpha subunit-domain-containing protein. The transcript has 4 exons. Gene Ontology annotation, molecular function: iron ion binding; 2 iron, 2 sulfur cluster binding. Lineage: Eukaryota; Fungi; Ascomycota; Sordariomycetes; Hypocreales; Nectriaceae. The record is from RefSeq and is a predicted model, not a curated record. The coding region runs from base 1 to 1206 and encodes 401 amino acids.